ACCCUGACCAUGGCCGUGCUCGGAUUUUGGCUGCGCUGCGGCGGCCGCCUUCUGCUCCUCCUCACCUGCUUCUUCGCGCCUUUUCUUGGCAAACCCGGAGCCGGCCCCGCCGCCCGCGCCCCUUACGCGGGUGUAUCUGAACCUUCUUUUAUUGCUAAAAGUGAAGAUCGUUUGUUUAAACAUUUAUUUGAAGACUAUCAAAAAUGGGUUCGUCCAGUGGAACGCUUGAAUGACACAAUAAAAAUAAAGUUUGGCCUUGCAAUCUCUCAACUAGUAGAUGUGGAUGAGAAAAACCAAUUGAUGACAACAAAUGUCUGGUUGAAACAGGAAUGGGUAGAUGUGAAAUUAAGGUGGAAUCCUGAAGACUAUGCUGGAAUUACUUCUAUUCGUGUCCCAUCAGAUUCUAUUUGGAUUCCAGAUAUUGUGCUGUAUGACAAUGCAGAUGGACGUUUUGAGGGAACAGCUACAAAAACUGUGGUAAAAUAUGAUGGCACCAUUGCUUGGACUCCACCAGCAAACUACAAAAGUUCUUGUACUAUUGAUGUAACCUUUUUCCCCUUUGACCUCCAAAACUGCUCUAUGAAAUUUGGUUCCUGGACUUAUGAUGGUUCACAGGUUGAUUUAAUUCUUGAAGACUAUGAUGUUGACAAAAGAGACUUUUUUGAUAAUGGCGAAUGGGAGAUAGUGACUGCAACAGGAAGCAAAGGAAACAGGACUGAUGGCUGCUGCUGGUAUCCUUUUGUUACAUAUUCAUUUAUAAUUAGACGUUUGCCACUUUUUUACACCUUGUUUCUCAUUAUUCCUUGCAUUGGGCUUUCAUUUCUAACUGUCCUUGUCUUCUAUCUUCCUUCAAACGAAGGUGAAAAAAUUUCACUUUGCACUUCAGUACUGGUGUCUUUGACUGUUUUUCUUCUUGUUAUAGAAGAGAUUAUUCCAUCCUCUUCUAAAGUUAUCCCACUUAUAGGAGAGUACUUGGUGUUCACUAUGAUAUUUGUGACAUUGUCCAUUGUAAUAACUGUCUUUGCUAUCAAUAUUCAUCAUCGCUCUUCGUCUACACACAAUGCUAUGGCACCUUGGGUUCGCAAGAUAUUUCUUCACAAACUUCCCAAGCUGCUUUGCAUGAGAAGUCAUGUAGAUAGAUACUUUGCUCAGAAGGAGGAAAGAGCAAAUAUGAAUGGAUCAGAAUCAUCUAGGAACACCUUGGAAGCAGCUCUGGAUUCUAUUCGAUAUAUUACAAGACAUGUUAUGAAGGAGAAUGAAGUUCGUGAGGUGGUUGAAGACUGGAAAUUUAUUGCUCAGGUGCUUGAUCGAAUGUUCUUAUGGGCUUUUCUUCUGGUUUCAGUAAUUGGAUCACUUCUGUUAUUUAUUCCUGUUAUUCAUAAAUGGGCAAGUAUAAUAGUACCUACACAUAUAGGCAGUACAAAUGCAUAAAGUAGUUUUGGGUCUGUCUUCUGCUAAUAUAGCUCUGGAGGGUUGUGCAGUAGCUCUGUUUCCAUGCGCAUUCUUUGCAGGCACGUUUCUGAUAGAGAACAAAAAUAUCCAAACCCAGGAAUUUAUAUUAGAGCAUGGCAUCCCUAGGAGAUGCAAAAGUCGGUUUGCUUAUUGUCAGUCUACUAAGCUAUUUCUACAUUAGGUCAGAAUUAAAAGGACCUUCUAAGCACUUGCAUGUGUGAUGUGUCAAAAAGCAUGCAGUGACACCUACUGUGAAAUAGGAUAGAAAAUUUUUUAGACAGUGAUGACCAUAGUCCAAAUAUGAAUUACUAUACAAGUUGUUAAUUGAGUAUUAAAUAUUGGCAGAUAUUUACACAGCAGAGCUGCUUGUUUCAAUUUACUGUAGUAUGCAAAGGACAAUUUUUACCAGCUCUCCAAAUGUGUUGUGAAAAUGUAAAGUUUCUAUGGAAUACAUAUAAAAUAGUAAAAAAAUUGCCACUUAUUGUACAUUCAACAUAGAAGUGAACACAGUGGUUUGGUUGCAUUUUGUCUUUCUAAAUUUUCAGUGGAGUUUGCUGCUAAAUUUAAACUCUUUCUAAUGUUAUCAUACUGAUGUGAGCAUUUAAUGCAGUAAGGCUUAAAAUGCCUACAGGGUGCACAAAUAUUGAUAUCUCUCUCAUCUAGGGAAAGAAAGGUAAAGACAAAUUAAAUGAGUUCCCAAGUUGCACAAAUAUUCUAAUGGACCACAACAUGUAGAUUUGUUCAUUCUUGACGAAGGAUUUGAUACAUACUGUUAGUGGCAAACAUGUUAAUCAUUUCCUGCCUUGGCGUGUUUCUCAGAAUUAAGUUUUUAAGCACAGGUAGUAGCUACCUCUAAGAGAUUCUCCUACUUAUAGAACUAUAUGUAACUCUUAGGCUGUGAAGACUUACAGCUUUCCAUACUUUUUUCCCCCUGAGAGUACUGAAAACUAACUUGCAGUUUUUAAAUUAUCGCAUUAAAAUACUCUAGAAAUACUGGUUCUGAAUUCUUUCACUUUCAUUCCCAUCCCACCUUUCCUAAAUGUUUCUAGAAGACUCUGAACCAGAAGUUUUCUUAAACCAAAAUUUAGUCAGUGUAUGUUGAAAUACAGUUGCAUCGUGCUGGGCUAAUAAACCAAUGCCAAGCUAGAACAAGCCUUGCUCAAAUUACUGCUUUAAUAAUAACAUGUUUGAGAAGUUUUAUAUAGAUUGUAGUGACUUUGAUAAUGUAGUGAUUAUGAAUUUGGAAAAAAGAUGCAUGUCCCUGUCUAUCCUUCAGAAUAGCAGUACCAAUUACAAUACUGAUUGCUGAUGUCAUAACUUAGAUAUCAUUGAAUAUUCAUUUAAAGUUAUUUUGACUUGUAGGACCUUCUUGGGUUUAUGUAACUUUUUAAGGCUUACAGGUGGGGCAAUGACACCAGGCAAGCCUCCCUUUGUUUUCUUUUUAAUACUAUCUGGCAGUGGAUAUCUGUAUUUCCUCUAGUCCCAUCAUAAUUAAUUUUAAAGGUUAAUUUGCAAACAUGAUCUGAUUUAAUCUAUUAAUAUAAUAAUUUUUGCCUUUUUGGUAUUACUAUUGUUGACUUCAUGUGGAAAUUGCAGGAAUACUUUAGAUAUCUUAUUUCCUCAUCAAAUGCAAAAUUUAAUUUUAUAUAGUCCUCCUUGGGGUUUAAUCACUGAAGUUUAUCUUGGUUAUGUAUAUUAUUAAGUCCCCACCU
This is a messenger RNA of Dryobates pubescens (Downy woodpecker), 3164 nucleotides long. It is a transcript of the gene CHRNA5, whose product is annotated as cholinergic receptor nicotinic alpha 5 subunit. NCBI's taxonomy places the organism in Eukaryota, Metazoa, Chordata, Aves, Piciformes, Picidae. Gene Ontology annotation, molecular function: transmembrane signaling receptor activity; acetylcholine-gated monoatomic cation-selective channel activity. The transcript is spliced from 6 exons. Gene Ontology annotation, cellular component: synapse; neuron projection; postsynaptic membrane. The record is from RefSeq and is a predicted model, not a curated record. Bases 10 to 1431 code for a protein of 473 amino acids. Gene Ontology annotation, biological process: signal transduction; nervous system process; chemical synaptic transmission.